AUGAGCGAAGGCGGGGGGGAGGAACCCACAGUUCCUAUGGAUGAUGGGAGCAUCCUCUAUGAAAAUGUUGAGCACCUGGAGGACCCUAGCUUUUCCACUGAGAAUAACAUCUCAGUUGAUGAAGCGGGUCCUUCAGGUGCUCAUACAUUUACAAAAGAAGAUCUCUCGCCAUCACCCACAGAAACUGCGACCCCCCGAAUCAAGGUUUAUUCGGCUAAUUCGACUUUUGCUGGUCCGUGGGUGGUUUUUUUCCGGCCUAAACCUAACGGAAAACCACUCAACGUUAUUCAAAUUACGAAGACUCUGGCUAAGUGGUCCUCUGUAACCAGCGUUACAAAGGUUAAUCCUUCAUCGUAUUCUUCCAUCCGUGUUUUUCUCCCUGAUUACGACAUUUCCUCUGUCCAGUUUGAUUUGUCCAUGCAGCAGGAAAUCCGCGGGAUCCCUGAACAACACCGUCCCUUCGUUGUUCCAAGGAUUUUUUAUGCAAAGUAUGGACACGUCAAUGCUGAACAAAUGUACUUUACUGAUGGAUCUCUUAUAAACGAGUGUACCGGGUUUGGAGUGUACAAUAAAAUAUCCUGUGCAUCUUAUAGUCUGCAAUCUCCAUGCUCCGUGUAUAUCGCUGAAUUAGCAGCCAUUCAUUGGGCACUGGAUAACAUAGCCACGCGAACCGUUGAACACUAUUUCAUUGUAACGGACAGUCUCAGCUCAGUUGAGGCUAUUCGAUCAAUAAAGCCCGGAAAGCACUCACCGUACUUCCUUGAGAAGAUACGGAUAACGUUGAGUGCUUUAUCAAGACGCUGCUUUAGCAUCACCUUCGUCUGGGUUCCUUCACAUUGCUCGAUAGUGGGCAAUGAGAAGGCAGACUCACUAGCGAAGGAGCACCUCAUCGAAAUGGAUCCUAGCCAAUUCCAAGCAUUUUUGGAACAUCAAUCGAAAAUGUUCGGGCAGAUGCUGAAAUCUAUAUCAGUCACCGUUCAGCAGCAGAAUCAACAUCAGCAGCAACAACAACCAACUACGUCCAGCGUCCCAGUGCCCCAGCCAUCGCCUUUGUUAUUGGAGGGCGAUAUGGCUGAAAACUUUGAUUUUUUCGAGAAAAGCUGGCGGAACUACGAAAGUGCGAUGGGAAUGGAUAAGUGGCCAGUUACAGAACAUGCAAGAAAAGUGAAUGUGUUACUGUCUGUCAUCGGAGAACAAGCGAGGAAGAAGUUUUCCAAUUUCGAGUUGACCGCCGCAGAGCAAGAAAGUUCGGAAGCUGCUCUAAUCGCUAUUAAAGCCAAAGUAGUGGCGAAGCGCAACGUCAUUGUCGACCGUCUCGAUUUCUUCUCAGCUGUUCAGGCAUCCAUGGAAUCUAUCGAUGACUUUACGGCCCGGCUUCGAGUGCUAGCCAAGGUAGCAAGACUUGGGGAGCUGGACAAGGAGUUAAUCGCAUACAAAAUCGUAACUGCAAACAAGUGGCCUCAUCUUCGGACCAAGAUGCUGACUAUCAGCGACAUCACCUUGGAGAAAGCAGUAGACUUGUGUCGUGCCGAGGAAAUAGCAGCCAAACGGUCACAGGAGCUAGGAAUUCACCCGUCGCAAUCAGCGGUCAACAAGAUUUUCAAGGCGAAAAGUCAAGCGAAGCAAAGUUUACCACGCUGCAAAUUUUGUGGAGACAAUCACGAGUUCGCGAAGGGUAGCGGUAGAACCAAGAGCCAAAAGUCCCGACGAGUGAACGAGGUAAAAGAAGAAACUGAUACAGAACCAGAGUCAUCAUCAUCUGAAAAUGAAUCAUCGACGGAGGAAUCUGGAGACGAAGAGUAUGAAAUCGGAAAGAUCUACGACAACUCCAGCACCGGGGGAAGUGUUCUUGCAGAAAUCAACCUGAAAUUUGGCAAAACUUGGAAGUCUGUCCUUUGUGAGAUUGACACUGGGGCCAACACAAGCUUGAUAGGGCUCGCCUACCUGGUCAAACUGUCUGGAGUUCAAAAACCGGAGCUACAUCCUUCUAAGUUCCGUUUACAAAGCUUCGGUGGAAAUCCCAUCAAAGUAUUAGGUCAAAUAAAGAUUCCAUGUCGACGGUUGGGCAGGAAAUUUCUUCUGGUUCUGCAAGUGGUGGACGUGGACCAUCGUCCGUUACUGUCAGCAAAAGCAUCGAGAGAGCUUGGGCUCGUCAAGUUCUGCAAUUCGGUUUCCUUCGAUGACCAGCAGUCAGCUUCUACGAAUAAUCAACUAUUUAACGUUUAUCGUGUGAAGGCCCAAAAGAUUGUCGACGAUCAUCGAAAUUUAUUCGAAGGUUACGGCAGACUCCCGGGAACAGUGACGUUGGAGAUAGACAGCAGCAUCACCCCAUCAAUUCAGCCCCCACGUCGUGUGCCAAUAGCGAUGCGUAGUCAGCUGAAGACCGAACUAGAGAAUCUUGAGAAGGAUGGCAUCAUCACCAAGGAAACCACACACACAGACUGGGUGAGUAACAUUGUAAUCGUUCAACGAAAUGGUCCAGGUACCGGAAUUCGAAUAUGCUUAGAUCCUGUCGUUCUCAAUAAAGCCUUGAAAAGACCCAAUCUUCAAUUCGUCACCCUUGACGAGAUACUGCCUGAACUGGGUAAAGCCAGAGUAUUUUCCACAGUCGAUGCGAAAAAGGGGUUCUGGCACGUGGUCCUUGACGAACCAAGCAGCAAGUUGACCACCUUCUGGACUCCAUUUGGACGAUACAGGUGGAUCCGUUUGCCGUUCGGAGUGGCACCAGCACCAGAAAUUUUCCAGCUCAAGUUGCAGGAAGUCAUCCAGGGUCUCAAAGGUGUCGAAUGUAUUGCUGAUGACCUUCUUGUGUACGGUGUUGGAGAUACGUUAGAGGAAGCACUCAAGAAUCAUAACGAAUGUCUCAAGGAGUUGCUGUGUCGUCUGGAAGAACAUCACGUGAAGCUUAACAAGUCCAAGCUCAAGCUUUGCCAAAGGUCAGUGAAGUUCUACGGUCACGUUCUUACCGAUCAAGGACUAAAGGCAGAUGAUUCGAAGAUAGCUGCUAUUCAAAAGUUUCCACAUCCCAUGAACCGCAAAGAAGUGCACAGAUUUGUGGGGAUGGUGACUUACCUCGGGAGGUUCAUCCAAAAUCUUACUAUCAACCUAGUAAAUCUUCGGAGACUGAUUUCCGAAUCGGUACCUUGGAGAUGGUCUGCCGUCGAGGAGAAAGAGUUCCAGCAAGUAAAAGCUUUGGUGGCCGAUCUCAAAUCAUUGCGCUAUUAUGACGUUAACGAGCCAUUAGUCAUCGAGUGCGAUGCUAGUAGCAUUGGACUGGGCGUCGCUGUGUUCCAGAAAAAUGGAGUCAUAGGGUACGCAUCUAGAACCUUAACUCCCACCGAAAGAAAUUAUGCGCAGAUCGAAAAGGAACUUCUGGCCAUACUCUUCGCCUGUGUCAGAUUCGACCAGCUAGUGGUUGGUAACCCGAAAACAACUAUCCGAACCGACCACAAGCCGCUGCUCAACGUGUUUCAAAAGCCCCUUCUAUCUGCACCACGCCGCUUACAGCACAUGUUACUCAAUCUGCAACGAUACAACAUAUCUAUCGAGUACGUCACGGGCAAGGAAAAUGUCAUAGCAGAUGCGUUGUCACGAGCACCAUUGCAAGAAUCGCCACAUAACGAGGAGUAUCAUAAACGCUGCAUCUUCAAAGUGUUCGAAGAGAUCCAAGACGUCAAGCUAAGCACCUUCUUAAAUGUAUCGAGCUCCAGGUUGGACGAAAUCAUCCGAGAAACAGAGAAGGACCAAUCGAUUCAACUUGUUAUCGACUACAUACGGCAUGGGUGGCCAGGUGCUAUCGACAACAUUCCGGACAGCGUAAAAAUCUAUUUUGGUUAUCGCAGUGAAUUGUCAACUCAGGAUGGAUUGGUGUUUCGUAACGAUUGCAUUUUGAUUCCGUAUGUCUUGAGAAAGAAGUUGGUCGAAAGCUGCCACGCAAGCCAUAACGGCGUUGAAGCUACACUAAGACUGGCUCGAGCGAAUCUCUUUUGGCCAGGAAUGUCGUCCCAGAUUAAAGAAGCAGUGAAAAGCUGUACUAUCUGCGCGAAAUUUGCUGCAUCUCAACCAAACCCUCCGAUGAAGAGUCAUGCAAUUCCAGUACAUCCGUUCCAGGUUGUCUCCAUGGAUGUUUUUUUCUACGACCAGCAAGGCAGCAAGCGAAAAUUCCUGAUCACAGUAGAUCACUAUUCUGACUUCUUUGAAGUGAAUCUACUAAAGGAUCUCAGUCCCGAAACAGUCAUCGCCGUUUGUAAGCAGAACUUCGCUCGAUUCGGCAUUCCACAACGAGCUAUCGCAGAUAAUGGCACCAACUUUGCAAACCAAAAGAUGGCCCGUUUCGCUGCCGAGUGGGAUUUCGAAUUUGUUACAUCGGCACCUCACCACCCACAAGCUAACGGUAAAGCGGAAUCGGCUGUCAAAAUCGCGAAGCACCUUAUGAAAAAGGCGGAAGAAAGUGGAACAGAUUUCUGGUACGCCCUGUUGCACUGGCGCAACAUUCCCAACAAAAUUGGUACCAGUCCAGCUGCCAGAUUGAUGUCCCGCUCAACACGCUGCGGUGUGCCAACCGCGGCAGCAAAGUUACUCCCGAAACCAGCCGAAGAUGUUCCAGCUAAAAUUGAAUCCAAUCGUCAGCGAACAAAGGUGUAUUAUGACCGAAAAACGAGAAACUUACCGCAGCUACAGAUCGGUUCCCCAGUCUUCGUACAGCUGAAUCCGGAAACAUCGAAAAACUGGUCCAUGGGAACAGUGUCUAACUGUUUCAACGAUCGUUCUUAUCUGGUGGAUGUGAAUGGCACGGAUUAUCGUCGUUCACUCGUCCAUCUGAAACCACGUAAGGAUCCCAAUACGCAGCCAAGCAACAACUCGCCAUCAGACCACGAAAUUCUUAAGGUCCCUAAGAAUAAUCCUCCAGUUCCGGAUCCAACGAUGACGAUGGUGGAAGCGACAGAAGGAGCUGUUUCUGGUUGUCCAGCCGCAGAAAAAUCUGUCUUCUUCUUCUUCUUCGUUUUUGUUUGA
This is a messenger RNA of Uranotaenia lowii, 5013 nucleotides long. RefSeq lists its product as uncharacterized. The transcript is spliced from 4 exons. Lineage: Eukaryota; Metazoa; Arthropoda; Insecta; Diptera; Culicidae. The coding region runs from base 1 to 5013 and encodes 1670 amino acids. Gene Ontology annotation, biological process: DNA integration. The record is from RefSeq and is a predicted model, not a curated record. Gene Ontology annotation, molecular function: RNA-DNA hybrid ribonuclease activity; nucleic acid binding.